AUGGCUAUGGCAUUGGAAUUCUAUUUACAAAUCGAUGUGGAUUUAUUCUAUGUGAAAACUUAUUCGUUUCGAGGAGCUCAACCUCUAUCUAAUAUAGAAGGUCUAUUUUGUGGAAGAGAUGAACCUCAAGCAAGAUAUUCAUUGGUUCCAUGUGAUAAUCUUUUUUGUCAAUGUUGUCUUCCAUUAAAUACUUACAAGAAAAGUCAACCAUGGCCAAUUGUUAAUUUUGCUUCAAGCUCAAUGCAUCGAUUUCUCAAUGGUUAUACUACCUAUCUAAAUUGUCCAGCAGUAUGUUGUUGUCCUUAA
Messenger RNA from Rotaria sordida, 306 nucleotides. NCBI's taxonomy places the organism in Eukaryota, Metazoa, Rotifera, Eurotatoria, Philodinida, Philodinidae. The record is from the annotation of a GenBank genome assembly.